Cyanistes caeruleus (blue tit) is the source of this 4332-nucleotide messenger RNA. It is a transcript of the gene BCAS3, whose product is annotated as BCAS3 microtubule associated cell migration factor. Gene Ontology annotation, biological process: autophagy; response to starvation. NCBI's taxonomy places the organism in Eukaryota, Metazoa, Chordata, Aves, Passeriformes, Paridae. Gene Ontology annotation, molecular function: protein binding. The record is from RefSeq and is a predicted model, not a curated record. Gene Ontology annotation, cellular component: cytoplasm.
GUAUCCGUGGGGUGAUUUCAUCCCUUCCGUGACAUUUCGUCUUUCAGGGUUCCUGGGCGUGUGUGUCAGGCUGCUGUUGUGUUGCCGAACGUUUUGUUAAUUAAUCAUUAUUUUGCUACUAAUUUCUGAGUGGUUAUCCUGCCUCCCUUAAUGAGCUGCCUCUUGCCAAGUCUGGUGUGACGUGAAAUGAUGCUGAUAACUGAUACCACGUUGGAGAUUCGGCUUUUUCUUUUACUUUAUGAGCAGGUUUGGGGUGGGGGGACACAACAGAGCAGCUGAGGGAGUUCCCUGAAGAGCUGGCUGGGAUCUGUGGUGCUCCUCAAGUGCUUUCUGCCUUUAGGAAUGCUACACAGAAAUUUCCCUUGGAGAAGUGUGAAGGAAAGCUUGAAGAUGGCACAAAAAGCUGACAUAAAGCAGUAAAACGUGUGCUGCAAUGUAACCCAUAUUUUCAAGAGUACAGUAGGCUGCAAUUGCCUUUGCACGUUAUUUUUAUAUAAUUAUUUUCUGAGACAGCAGUAAAUAGUGGGUUUGUGUAAUGGUGAUGACAACUGUCUACCUGUACCACUAUCUUUAAUCUUGGAAUCAUAGAAUGGUUUGUGUUGGAGGGCUCCUUAAAGAUCAUCUAGUACAGUUUGAGAUAAUUUUCGCAGGUCUGUGGGGUUUGUUUUUUUGUUUUCACAAACAUUCCAGGAGCUGUACUGAUUGAAGAAGUUGCCCGCUUGGUGCGUGGUUUUCUUUUUCUCAUCAAAAAAAGGUGUGUGCCCAGGAACGAUGGCGACAGAGUCCCCGCGCCGCCCCAGUCGCUGCACUGGAGGAGUGGUGGUUCGCCCUCAAGCUGCCACGGAACAGUCAUAUAUGGAAAGUGUUGUUAACUUCCUCCAAGAUGUUGUGCCACAGGCCUACAGUGGAACCCCUCCAGAAGAAAAAGAGAAAAUUGUCUGGGUCAGAUUUGAAAAUGCAGAUUUAAAUGAUACAUCCAGGAAUAUGGAAUUCCAUGAGAUCCACAGCACUGGGAACGAGCCCCCGUUGCUGCUGAUGAUUGGAUACAGCGAUGGGAUGCAAGUCUGGAGCAUACCUAUCAGUGGGGAAGCUCAGGAGCUGUUCUCGGUGCGCCACGGGCCAGUUCGAGCCGCUCGGAUCCUCCCAGCUCCUCAGAUCAGUGCUCAGAAAUGUGAUAAUUUUGCUGAGAAGCGGCCUCUGCUUGGUGUGUGCAAAAGCAUUGGAUCUUCUGGCACCAGCCCACCCUACUGCUGUGUGGAUCUGUAUUCCCUGAGAACAGGAGAGAUGGUCAAGUCCAUCCAGUUCAAAACUCCUAUUUAUGACCUGCAUUGCAAUAAAAGGAUCCUCGUUGUGGUCCUGCAGGAGAAAAUCGCCGCCUUUGACAGCUGCACUUUCACCAAAAAAUUCUUCGUUACCAGCUGCUAUCCUUGUCCAGGGCCAAACAUGAAUCCUAUUGCUCUUGGAAGCCGUUGGCUUGCUUAUGCAGAAAAUAAGCUGAUCCGAUGCCAUCAGUCCCGUGGUGGAGCCUGUGGAGACAACAUUCAGUCUUACACUGCCACAGUCAUUAGUGCUGCCAAAACAAUAAAGACUGGGCUGACGAUGGUGGGGAAGGUGGUGACACAGCUGACGGGGACGCUGCCGUCGGGAGCCACCGAGGAGGAAAUCCUGGCUCACAGCAACCUCCGCCGCAGUCCCCUGGUGCCUGGGAUUGUCACCAUCAUCGACACCGAGACCGUGGCAGAGGGACAGGUCCUGGUGAGCGAGGACUCAGACAGCGAUGGCAUCGUGGCCCAUUUCCCUGCCCAUGAGAAGCCCAUUUGCUGCAUGGCCUUUAACCCCAGUGGGAUGUUGCUGGUCACCACUGACACAUUAGGCCAUGAUUUCCAUGUUUUUCAAAUCCUGACACAUCCUUGGUCAUCAUCACAAAGUGCCGUCCAUCAUUUGUACACACUUCACAGGGGAGAGACCGAAGCCAAAGUCCAGGAUAUCUCCUUCAGCCACGACUGCCGCUGGGUGGUGGUCAGCACGCUGCGAGGCACUUCCCACGUUUUCCCCAUCAACCCCUACGGAGGCCAGCCCUGUGUCAGGACUCACAUGUCCCCACGGGUGGUCAAUCGCAUGAGCCGCUUCCAGAAGAGCGCAGGGCUGGAGGAGAUCGAGCAGGAGCUGACGUCGAAGCAGGGAGGACGCUGUAGCCCCGUGCCCGGCCUGUCCAGCAGCCCCUCUGGCUCACCUCUCCAUGGUAAAUUGAACAGCCAAGACACUUACAAUAACUUCACCAACAACAAUCCCGGGAAUCCUCGACUCCUGCCUCUCCCAAGUUUGACUGUGGUGUUGCCUCUCGCUCAAAUCAAGCAGCCAAUGACAUUAGGGACCAUCACCAAACGCACAGGACCUUACCUGUUUGGAGCAGGAUGUUUUUCCAUAAAAGCUCCUUGCAAAUCCAAACCAGCUCCGCAGAUUUCACCCAGUAAAUCUGUGGGAGGGGAGUUUUGUGUCGCUGCAGUCUUUGGAGCUUCAAGGUCAUGGUUUGCAAACAAUUCCGGUCUCAAACGAGAAAAAGAUCAGUCCAAGCAGUUUGUGGUGGAGUCGCUGUACAUCAUCAGCUGCUACGGGAGCCUGGUGGAGCACGUCCUGGAGCCGCGGCCGCUCAGCACCGCGCCCAAGAUCAGCGACGACACCCCCCUGGAGAUGGUCACCUGCCCCAGGGCCAGCUGGACUUUGGUUAGAACUCCUCAGUGGAAUGAACUCCAACCACCAUUUAAUGCAAACCAUCCACUGCUCCUGGCUGCAGAUGCUGUGCAGUACUACCAGUAUCUUCUGGCUGGCUUGGUGCCACCGGGGAGCCCUGGGCCCAUCACCCGGCACGAGUCCUAUGACAGCUUGGCCUCCGACCACAGCGGGCAGGAGGAUGAGGAGUGGCUGUCACAGGUGGAAAUCGUGACUCACACUGGGCCUCAUCGACGUCUGUGGAUGGGCCCUCAGUUCCAGUUCAAAACCAUCCACCCCUCAGGCCAAACCACCGUCAUCUCCUCCAGCUCCUCCGUGCUGCAGUCGCACGGGCCCAGCGACACCCCGCAGCCUCUCCUGGACUUUGACACAGAUGAUCUCGAUCUCAACAGCCUCAGGAUCCAGCCGGUGCGCUCGGAGCCCGUCAGCAUGCCGGGGUCACCGCGGCCCGCGGCCGACCGGCGCGGCGUCUCCACGGUCAUCGAUGCUACUUCAGGUGCCUUCGACCGGAGCGUGACCUUGCUGGAGGUGUGUGGGAGCUGGCCCGAGAACUUCGGUCUGCGCCACAUGUCCUCCAUGGAGCACAGCGAGGAGGGGCUGCGGGAGCGCCUGGCCGACGCGAUGUGCGAAUCCCCCAGCAGGGACAUGGUGGGAUCAGGAACAGACACAGCCGGUGAAGUAGCAGUAAAAAACAUCACCACAAAGAGGCACAUGGCUUUGAAAUGUUUUGAGCUUCAGCGAGAGGGAAGCAUAGAGACGCUCAGUAACAGCUCGGGCUCCACCAGCGGCAGCAUCCCCCGCAACUUCGACGGCUACCGCUCCCCGCUCCCGACCAACGAGAACCAGCCCCUGAGCCUGUUCCCCACGGGAUUCCCCUGAGCCAGCUGCCCAUCAGGGACACAUCCAGGGGAUCCAGAGCCUGUCCCCCCGCCAAUCCCGCUGUGUCUGUCACCUGCCGGCUCCCGGCGGCGCGGGAUGGUUCUCGUUACCCUGAUGGAAAUCGACGACUCUUAAACCUUCCUGAAACAUCCGUCAUGAAAUCUUGACUCUGUGUUCCUGUGCAAUACAAAGAGGCUCCAUCUUCAGUCCUGAUAGCUCUGCAGCUUCUUUUCUCGCUGUCUUCAGGAAGAGGUUGGGUGAGGAGAAAUAUUCCUAAGCCACCUUGGGUCAAGCACACGGUUUCACAACCGUGCUCUGCUUUUUCCUGCUGAGAGAUGAAUCUCUGUAACUCAGAGGAGCUCUCGCCCUUGGUGAAAGUGCCGAGCAUUAAUGGAUGAACUGGAGAGACUGGAAACUGGAGGACUUUCUGUGGACAGGGUUGAUGAUGUUAUUCCUUCCUCAUCGCAUCUCCUUGCUGCCCUUCUUCCCCUCUGACACUCAUCGAUGCCAGGAGUAUUACAAAUGGAAAUGUUUCUUUUUGUUCUUUGGAAGAAUUCUCUCUCUUGCUCCGGUUUUCUUCUAGUCAUGUAUUUUAGAAACGUACUUAAUUGACUAAUUGCAGUCACGGAUUUCUCAUAUUUGGUUAUAAAAGUUGUUCAUUGGAACUCAGAUAUCUGUCCAGAAAUGCAUGUGUCAUUGAAUAAAUCUAAGUUAAACAAGAAA